Messenger RNA from Macrosiphum euphorbiae (potato aphid), 390 nucleotides. The record is from the annotation of a GenBank genome assembly. NCBI's taxonomy places the organism in Eukaryota, Metazoa, Arthropoda, Insecta, Hemiptera, Aphididae.
AUGAUUGGCGGAAGCGAUCGACGGUCGUUGUCCACGAUAAUUCUAAAUAUUUCGUCUCCGCUAAUAUUGAAUGGUGAUUCCGACAGUGACAGAGAACCGGGGGCAAGACGUCCAGUCCGGAUGACUUGUGUCGAAUGGCAAGCGCUGGCACAAGACAUUCCCAUUAUCAAAUAUUGUCCAAUGUGCACGUAUACGACGUCGGGCAGCAAGUUAGACAGGCACAUAUUGAACAAACACAAGGCUCUGAUAAAGAAACCGUGCAAAGAAAACGUCACCGCCAUAAGCAAAAAAAUAGUCGCCGAAUCGCGACGGUCCUACACGCUUGUCGGCCAUCAAGGCGAAGAUGGGGCCGUAUUGGGACGACAGGUGUUUCAGGAGCGUUGCACAUGA